This is a messenger RNA of Aspergillus nidulans FGSC A4, 1260 nucleotides long. Its product is annotated as protein tdiB. The record is from RefSeq and is a predicted model, not a curated record. Gene Ontology annotation, biological process: alkaloid metabolic process. Gene Ontology annotation, molecular function: transferase activity, transferring alkyl or aryl (other than methyl) groups. Lineage: Eukaryota; Fungi; Ascomycota; Eurotiomycetes; Eurotiales; Aspergillaceae. The coding region runs from base 1 to 1260 and encodes 419 amino acids. The transcript has 3 exons.
AUGGCUACAGAAUACUGGUCCCGUCAUCUACGCUCAGUGCUGGCUCCGCUGUUCGCUGCAGCUGGCACAUACUCUCCUGAAGAUCAGGAGUCCCAUCUGGCCUUCAUUGACGAGCACAUUGCGCCCAACCUGGGCCCUCUCCCUUGGGAGCCCCAUGGACCCUACAGCACUCCUUCCUCCCUCGUGGGCUCCCCCUUCGACCCCAGCAUCAACAUCGUCUCAUCCGGAAAGGCCAAGGUCCGUUUCGACUUUGACGUGAUCAGUCCACCUGAUCGAACAGGCCCAGACCCCUUUGCAGAGGGAUCCGCCAGGGAGAUCCUCCACCGUCUCGCCGACCUUGUCGGCGCAGACACACAGUGGAUGGGCUACCUCAUGGAUGCUCUCUACCUGACCCCCGCGGAGGCUGAGGUUGCGAAAACGAAGUUGCCUCCAGGUGUUGCUAUCCCGCCCAGCUCAGUGGGCUUCGACUUCGACGGCCCCGAGCGGACGCUGAAGUUCUACAUCCCCAGUGUGCGGAAAGCGCUAGCAACGGGGCAGGAUGUGUCCGAACUCAUGCUAAAGACUCUACGUGGAUUACAGCCACUUGGGUCUGAGCUAGUGCCAGCGAUGGACCUGAUUGCUUCGUAUCUCUCAACCCGCACCAACGACGCCAUGCUCCCGCUCGUCGGGAUUGACUGCCUCGAUCCAAGGACACAUAAGAACGCUCGGGUCAAAUGCUACCUGCACACGAGCAGCAACAGCUUCGCAGUCGUCCGCGACGUCCUCACGCUGGGAGGCCGUCUCAGCGACGACACCUCGCUCAAGCGAGUCGAGACACUCAAAUCGGUCUGGCCUUUGCUGAUCAACGAGCUAGAAGGUCCACAGAGCGACGCGGCCACCAUGGACGAAUCCUGGUCCAAGCCAGAGCGGCUCAACCGGACAGGGUACUCGGGGAUCCAGUACACGAUUGAGAUUACCCCCGGUCAGGCAAUCCCCGACACGAAGAUCUACGUCCCGUUAUUCCAGUACACGGACAGCUCUGAGGUCGCUGAGCGGAACUUUGAGAGCGCGCUAAAGAAGCUGGGGAAUGAGUGGGGGCUGAGUGGCAAGUAUAGGAGCGUCAUGCAGGAAAUCUUCAAGGAUGUAGAGAACUAUGGCCAGACGUACGCAUCUUUCUCCUACACGGAGGGAAAGGGCGUCUAUACGACCUCGUAUGUUGCUAUGCCUAUUAAGGAUGAGGGAGGGGGUAGCCUCGCUGGAGAUUUCGGUUUCAGGAACUAG